CUAAAUCAUCGGCCGCAGUCUUCGUUUUUCGUUUGCUGCUGCUGGCGACCAGGACCGCGGUCCUCCCUCCUCUUCUUCUCGAGCGGCGACCCGGCGAUCCUCCUCUCCUCUUCUCGACCGGCGACCAGGCCAGCUCCGCGCUGCUCUGCGGUUGCUCUGCUCCGCUCUGCUCCAGCGGCUGCUCCGCGUUGCUCCCCACCUCUUACUUGGACGCCGCGAGCGUUGGUUCCGCCAUUGAAUUCCGAUUCUUGGAUUUUUAACUGCUCUAUUGGUGGGGGCUUUGCUGUCGCUGUUGCUUUCUUACUGUGCAGACGACCGGUGAUCACGCCUCUGCUCACUACGUUUUCCGAGACCUAGAACAUCCAUGGGAAGCUUGAAUUCGAAAAAUGUAGACUACUGGUGUGUGGAGUAGUUACCAGUCUAAGGUUCUGAGCCAUUGCUGGUGCAGUUGCUUUUCUCGAGCAUGAUUUAAAAAUCAGGAUUCAGACAUUUACAAGAUAUUGCGAUGUAAACAAGUUAGCACAAGGUUUCUGCCAGAUGUUUUGCUCCUCGAACCUAGUGCCCAUGAAUUCUUGAGAUUGUUUAGAUAUUGAAUCGUAUUUUGGUUAUGCAUGAUUGUGAAGAAACAAUAUAUGGGAU
Molecule: messenger RNA, 639 nt
Organism: Linum tenue
Lineage: Eukaryota; Viridiplantae; Streptophyta; Magnoliopsida; Malpighiales; Linaceae
Source: the annotation of a GenBank genome assembly